AUGUCAUCUCAAGAUCCCCACCGCGAAGGCGAUGACGCUGAGUAUGUGGGUGCAGACGAGGCCGAGGAGGUCUUUAACCGCGAUGAGGACCAACACAUGGACUCUGAGGGUGAAGACGAGGACCAGCCGAUGACCUACGAGGAGGAGCUCACCUUCCAGAACGACUCCGCAGCACACUUUGACUCGCACGAGGACUCGAUUUUUUGCGUCGCACAGCAUCCCGUGCAUAACAAUAUCGUUCUCACCGGCGCAGGUGACGACACCGCCUAUAUCUUCGACUCCACGCCCCCCGAAAAGCCCGUCCUCCCGCGGAGCUACGAAUCAAACCCUCAGCCGCGCGAGCGCGGAAGCCAGGUGCCGCUGGCGAAGCUGGAUGGACACACCGACACUGUAAAUGCGGUGGCUUUCACUGAGCCUGCGGGUGAAUAUGCCUUGACAGCUGGUCUGGAUGGCAAGCUUCGCGCCUGGCGGGACACCUCGCCCAGAAACCGCGGAGAGGCUUGGCAGUUUGUGGCUGAGGCCCAGGAGGUGGAGGAGAUCAAUUGGAUUGCGGCAUGCCCCUACCAUGCGGGCAAUGAGGAGAAGCGCAACGUCGUUGCGAUGGGUGCCAGUGACGGCAGCGCCUGGGUCUUCCGGAUCGAUGCCACCGAUUCGCAGCCCAUCUCUAUGGUCCACAGUUUCUUCCAGCAUACUGCGUCCUGUACUGCUGGUGCAUGGACAGCAGAUGGCAACUUGCUGGCCACUGUUUCCGAGGAUGGAAGCUUUUAUCUGUACGACGUCUUCGGAGCCGCUGCGGCAGCUGGUAUCUCCGGGUCUCCCGGUACCAAUGCCAUUGUCGGCUUGACUGCAGACGAUCAGCGAUUUGCUGUUCAGGGUGGUCUGUACUCAGUCGCCAUUUCGCCGGGCGGUGGCAUCGCGGCUGUGGGUGGUGCGGAGGGUCGCAUCAAGAUUGUUGGUCUUCCUCGGCUUUCUGGCGGCACGGACGCUGGCAAGGGCAAGGCUGCCCAGACGGCCACCACGUCUGCUGCGGGUACCAUCCUUGCUGAUCUCCAGGCCCAGUCGGAUGGCAUUGAGACUCUUUCCUUCUCCCAACCCCCGCUCACUCUCCUUGCCGCGGGCUCCGUGGAUGGAUCGAUUGCGCUGUAUGAUGCUGCUCAUCGAUUCGCUGUCCGCCGCCAUGUCCGGGAGGCUCACGAAGGCGCCGCGGUCGUCAAGGUCGAGUUCUUGCAGAGCCGGGCUCCAACUGCCGCGGGUCAUGGACGUUCAUAUCUGCUUACCUCCGUCGGACUGGAUGGUGUCGUCCGACGAUGGGAUGCCCGCGGUGGUACCACUGCCGCUGCGCAAGGCCUGCUGCAGGAGUGGCGGGGACACAUGGGCGCCUCCGAGAAUGAAGAGGGUGAACAGGCCGGUGGAAUCAUGGGAUUCGUUCAAGGAUUUGAUGGAAAGCGCAUUGUCACUGCCGGUGACGAUGGCAUCUCAUUGGUCUUUGUGGAGGAAUAA
Messenger RNA from Penicillium canariense, 1500 nucleotides. Its product is annotated as WD40 repeat domain-containing protein. The record is from RefSeq and is a predicted model, not a curated record. Gene Ontology annotation, molecular function: protein binding. The coding region runs from base 1 to 1500 and encodes 499 amino acids. NCBI's taxonomy places the organism in Eukaryota, Fungi, Ascomycota, Eurotiomycetes, Eurotiales, Aspergillaceae. The transcript has a single exon.